Molecule: messenger RNA, 651 nt
Organism: Knipowitschia caucasica
Lineage: Eukaryota; Metazoa; Chordata; Actinopteri; Gobiiformes; Gobiidae
Source: the annotation of a GenBank genome assembly
AUGUGGAACCCUCUGUUUUCCCAUGAGGACCUGUCACAGAGACUGGAGCUCACAGACAGGACCUCACUGACAGGACCUCACAAAGACUGGACCUCACAGACAGGACCUCACAAAGACUGGACCUCACAGACAGGACCUCACAAAGACUGGACCUCACAGACAGGACCUCACAGACAGGACCUCAAAGAGACUGGGCCUCACAGACUGGACCUCACAGAGACUGGACCUCACAGACAGGACCUCACAAAGACUGGACCUCACAGACAGGACCUCACAGACAGGACCUCAAAGAGACUGGACCUCACAGACGGGACCUCAAAGACUGGACCUCAAAGACUGAACCUCAAAGACUGGACCUCAAAGGCUGGACCUCACAGACUGGACCUCACAGAGACUGGACCUCACAGACUGGACCUCACACAGACUGGACCUCACACAGACAGGACCUCACAAAGACUGGACCUCAAACAGACAGGACCUCACACAGACUGGACCUCACAGACCUCCGCAUGGUCCAGUCCCUGGUUGGUCCUCUGCAGUUGCGUUACUGUGUGUCUCCCUGUCAUUACUUGUGUAAAGUGUGAUGACAGCAGAGUGGAGCAGCGGCAGACACACGGGCUCUCUGUGAUCACUGUGUUUACUGAACAUUAG